CAGUUACAGAAUGUUUUAGGGGUGAGGACAGAUAGUAAGGUAGUGUUACUGCCUAGACUCUUGCCUACCUCUUUGGAGGGCUAAGCCAGUGCUGUUUGCUACCAAACACCUUUUUCCUAUUAACUAAGCAUCCCGCCCAUCUGGGCAGGAAUAGGCUUAGGGCCUGACAAGCAGGGAGCCAAGCUCCUACUGCCAACAACCAAAAAUUCCACAUUUCUAUGGGAUGGAAAGAGCCCCUGAGAAGCCAGAGCCAGCCCCUCCCUGUUGAGAGCUGAAGACUGACACGCAAAGCAGGGAACGGCUGGAGCAGCCUGUGGUGGAAAGUUGGAGUCCUGGUGUGUCGUAGGCAGAUGGAGGAGCAGAGAGCAGCUGGGGAGAUUAAGACUCAGAGGACGUGGUGGACCAUGGCUGGGACGAUGCAGUUCCUGGCUUGGUUAAUGAUAGCCAUUUGCCUCCUCCCUGGGGUGACCACAACCCAGCACCGUGCAGGGCAUCCCAUGGACAGCACCAGCGUGGGAGGUGCCCUGCAGGAGCCAGAGGCCCCGGAAGUGAUGUUUGAGCUGCUCUGGGCUGGGCUGGAGCUGGAUAUCAUGGGGAAGCUGUACAUCCAGGACGAGGAACUGGCAUCCACACGUCCAGGCCGCCGGCUCAGGCGCCUCCUGCAGCACCACGUGCCCAGUGACUUGGAGGGUGCUGAGCAGCGGCUGCAGCAGUUCCAGGACCUGCGGAAGGGACCGCCUCUUAGCCCUUGGGACUUUGAACAUUUGCUCCUCACAGGCCUGUCCUGUGUCUACCGGCUCCAUGUGGCUAGUGAGACUGAGGAGAGGGCUCGCUGGGCCCAAGUCUUCGCCCUCCUGGCACAGGAAACACUCUGGGACUUGUGCAAGGGCUUCUGUCCCCAGGGCCAUCCCCCUUCUCUGGGGCCCUGGGCUUCUCCUUGACCCCUUCCCCUAACCCUCCCUUUUCACCUAUCAUUCCCCCUCUCCCAACUCCUCACCUGAGCCAGACCCAUCUUGGGCAGAGGCUUUUCUCUGGUGCCUGGUUCUUCCUACUGUGUUUAGGCUUCUGGGCUUGGCUUGUACCCUGGGCACCCCAGCUUAGCCCUCUCCCUUCUUCCCUGGGGCCAGGCAGCAGGCACAGACCUGAGGGCAGGACUUGCAGGCAGUGACUGUGUGUAUUAGAAUCAGGGGUAAGAAGUGUGUUUAAGAGAUACUGAAAGGGAAACUGCUCCCAAAUAAGGCCACGGCAGACCCUUCAAAUCCUACCCUGGUGGUCCAGGAGAGGUCCUGCAGAAUCUACAGCAAACCUGUAAAAAAGUGCUUUGCACCCAGCCCUAAUUUAGAUACCUCUUUUAAACCUAACCAAGGCUCUGGGGUCCCUGAGUCUCUAAGUUCCCCAUGUGGGCAAAGAGAACAGACUGGACACUAUUAGUUCAGUCUGCUGGAAGAAUGGAGGGAAGCCAGUAGAAGAAGAUUACUUUUUUGGGGGGGGCGGGGGAAUGAGAAAUGGUUUUUUGGUCCAUUUCAACAAGGCUCAGAAGAGGAAGUUGAGGCUGGGAGGGGACUGAGGCUGGCGGGUGUAGUCCUGAUCCUGUGUAGCUCUUCCCAUAAAAUGUUUUGUUCUGGC
Messenger RNA from Sus scrofa (pig), 1626 nucleotides. RefSeq names its product family with sequence similarity 180 member B (gene FAM180B). Lineage: Eukaryota; Metazoa; Chordata; Mammalia; Artiodactyla; Suidae. The record is from RefSeq and is a predicted model, not a curated record.